AUGGCGGCGCCGGAGAUGCCCUGGAAGGAACACGUCAAGGCGAUGAAGGCCUCCACCUCGAACUCGGUGCCCGUGGAUCUUCACGAGGAGUUCCCCAAGGUUCUGGAUACGGUUGAGGAGCUGAAGCAAGAGAAAGUUGAAGCAGCUGAGGAGAAGCGCCGUGGCCGUACCGUCCGGCGCGGGACCCGCGACGAGGAGCAAGUCUCCGUGUUGGAGAGACCGUCAGUCAUGGCUCUAGAUGCACCCAGCGGAAGAACUCCUGAACCCGACGGAGGCAGCAAGGUCCGCCGGAAAAAGAAGAAGAAGGAAGAUGUGAACGUCUUCCAGGAUUUCGGCAAGGAGCACGACGAUGCGCCAGUCCAGGAGGUGAAGGUCAACGGCAUGGUCUUCUACAAAUUGAACUACGAGCGCUAUUGGCAGAACGAGAGAGACUUGCAGCGCUGGGGUGAGUCCUUGCGGCACAACAUCCGCUACGAGCGCAUGCUCUACAAGGUACGGGAUCGCUGGCAUGAAGAUCUCCUUGGGGAUCGGCUGGAGCUCAAGAUCAGCCACAACUGCUUAGUAAGGUCGCGCAGUCAACGGUACCGGCCCAGAGCAACGAGCUCCGCACACCAGCUGAAGGACUUGCAGAAGAUGAUCGCACCCAAGGAAAACAAAAAGAAGAAGGUCAUGGCGGAGUUGGCGAGCAAGUCGGGUGGAAGUGGUCUCUUUGGCUCCUUCUUCGCAGGGGAUGACGGCGCUGCGAAGGACGAGUUUGCGAAGGAGGAGUCCCAGCAGGAGAUCAGAGAAGAGCCGCUUGAGUUCGGGGAAGCGUUGCCGGAUAUCCGAGAAGAGGAUGAGGAGAUGGAAGUGGAUGAUGUCUCAGCUCCCAGGAGUGAGCCUGGCGAUGAAGAGAGGCAGAGUGCUUCGGCGUGCAGCAGCCGAAGAAGGUCAGGGCAACUGGAAGAGGAGCAGCAAGAGGACUUGAACCAGAGGUUCAGAGACUUCAUGGAGAUGGAGAUGGAGCAGGUGCGACAGCCUGUCGAGGUCGCGCAGCGCUCUCAGAUGCCGACGACCAUGGCCUUGCUGCUCUUCCGGAAUGCGGACCGCAACCAUGGGGGCGAGACGUUGUUCGUGAAGAGAUGGCCACCCGCGGGCGGGCUUAAGGAACUGCUUCAUCUGGCGGGUGAGGCUGGUAGCGCCGUGUCGUCGCGCCCGCUAGAGCUCUCUAUGACGUUCACCUGA
Messenger RNA from Durusdinium trenchii, 1224 nucleotides. Lineage: Eukaryota; Dinophyceae; Suessiales; Symbiodiniaceae. The record is from the annotation of a GenBank genome assembly.